AUGAAAUUCCACAAUUCCUUAGAGGAUUACACCUCCUCUGUAUCCAACAGAAUAGCAAAACAAGAAGGCGAGAUGAGUAGCGGAAGAAUUGAGUUUCUUACCAUGCUGAGCAUGAAAGGGAAGAGGAAACUAAAAUAUCUUGUGUCCCUAGCAAGAACGUAUCAGCCUUACACUUUCUUUCAAGCUCGGUUUGACAACACCAACACAAGGAGUCUGAUACAGAAGUUGUCAAUGGAAGAGAGAAGAAUGUUUGGGUUCAAUGGCAGAGACAUUGACUGGGAGCACUACAUUGUCAACGUUCAUCUUCCAGGUCUCAAAAGAGAACUCUUUCGCCGAAGAUCCAGUUAUAAGAAUUCUAUAAAGACUGAUCAAGAUUUUAGUCCAGGAUGUGUAAUCACCUAA
Messenger RNA from Eruca vesicaria subsp. sativa (arugula), 402 nucleotides. NCBI's taxonomy places the organism in Eukaryota, Viridiplantae, Streptophyta, Magnoliopsida, Brassicales, Brassicaceae. The record is from the annotation of a GenBank genome assembly.